GGGCAGGCGCGGCGGCAUGGCGGCGGCCGUGGCGCGGGGGCUGCUGCGGGCCCGCGGCUGGCAGCGACCCGGGCAGAGGGCGCUCGUGGCCCCGCGAGGGCCGGAGGAGGAGGUGGAGAAGGCCCAACGGGCGGCCCGGGAAGCGGGCGCCCCGACCGUCUUCAGCAGGAUCCUGGACGGCUCCCUCCCCGCCGACAUCCUCUAUCAGGACGACAAGUGCGUGGCCUUCCGGGACGUGGCCCCACAGGCGCCCGUGCAUUUCCUCGUGAUCCCCAGGCGCCCCAUCCCCCGCAUCAGUUGCGUGACUGAGAGCGACAGCCAGCUCCUGGGACACUUGCUGCUGGUGGCCAGUCAGACGGCAAAGCUGGAGGGCCUGUCAGAUGGCUACCGUGUGGUGAUCAACGACGGGCGGCAGGGCGCCCAGUCCGUCUACCACCUGCACCUGCACGUGCUGGGCGGGCGCCAGAUGCGCUGGCCUCCUGGGUGAGCCGCGGAGGGCGGCCGCGCGGAGAAAUAAACGCCUGCUGCAGGA
This is a messenger RNA of Varanus komodoensis (Komodo dragon), 532 nucleotides long. RefSeq names its product histidine triad nucleotide binding protein 2 (gene HINT2). Gene Ontology annotation, molecular function: hydrolase activity. Lineage: Eukaryota; Metazoa; Chordata; Lepidosauria; Squamata; Varanidae. The transcript is spliced from 5 exons. Gene Ontology annotation, cellular component: mitochondrion; cytoplasm. The record is from RefSeq and is a predicted model, not a curated record. The coding region runs from base 17 to 487 and encodes 156 amino acids.